Molecule: messenger RNA, 5034 nt
Organism: Alligator mississippiensis (American alligator)
Lineage: Eukaryota; Metazoa; Chordata; Crocodylia; Alligatoridae
Gene: B3GNT5
Product: UDP-GlcNAc:betaGal beta-1,3-N-acetylglucosaminyltransferase 5
Exons: 3
Coding region: 618-1853 (411 amino acids)
Biological process (GO): brain development
Cellular component (GO): membrane
Source: RefSeq, a predicted model, not a curated record
CUGAGCGGCGUUCCCGCCUUUUUUUUGAGGGGGGGAGGGGCAGCGCUAUAACCCCGUGCUCCUGCCCCUGUCCCGCUGCUGCCCUGAGCCCGGAGGAGGAGGAGGAUGGCAGCAGCAGCCUCCUUGUCCUGCCCCUGAGGGGGCUGAGGAAAGCCUCAGACUGAGGGAGCGGAGUCUGGUCCCUCGGGGCUGCUGUUCGCUGUGGAGGUCGGGCAGGAUGAUGUCUCCAUUGGGCAUGUGUGCCUGAAAGCUUUGCAGAAGAUGACCAAUUUUGUAUUUGGCUCGGACGUGAUACCUUUGAUUUAGAUCAAGAGUUGCAGAUUUUGGCAUUUCUUUUGGUCUCAAACCGAUGCAGCCGCUCAGCCCAGCUCUUCAGAUCUCUUUUUCUCUUCCUCAGAUGCCUCUGAAGCAAAGGAGCAUGUAAGAAAACCUCAGUCUGGCAUUUCGUAGUGUUUUAUGCCACCUAAAAAUGCGGCAGAAGAAAACGUCCGCUCUCCCGGUGUUGUCGUUCGAAUUCUUCCGUGCUCUGUCCAUGGCGGCGAGCUGGCUUUUGAAAAAGAGAUGACUUCUGCAGGCUGCACGCACAGCUGACUUGAGGGAAGACGGCAUGGCUUACGAUGGAUGCUUAUCUUGAAGGGGGAAUUCUGUACUCCAAAGCUGAAACGAGGACGCCUUGGACGCCCAGCCUGACUUGGAGCGAGCGUCGAAGGGACUGUGGCAGGAUGUUUAUCAGCAUCAGGAAAGCCAGAAAGUUUGUGCAGGUAGUUGCCACUUGCUGCAUAGUAGGUCUCAUGAUUUUCUGGACACCCCUUGAUAAUAGCAUCAUGAACCAUAUGAAGUCCUAUUCUUACAGAUACCUCAUAAAUAGCUACGACUUUGUGAACGAGAGCUUGUCUAUUAGCAAGCACAGUUUGAACAGAGUAGCAAGCUACCCAUACUUGAUCAAUCACAAGGAGAAAUGCCAACAGCAAGAUGUCCUCCUCCUAUUGUUUGUAAAGACUUCUCCUAAAAACCGGUAUCGGCGCAAUGCGAUUAGACAAACGUGGGGUAACGAGAACUACGUGCGUUCUCAACUGAAUGCCAACAUUAAAGUGGUUUUUGCUUUGGGGCGGCUAACAGAUCGUACACAGCAAGCACAGGUGCAAAGAAAACUUAUCUUAGAAGACCAGACAUAUAAUGACUUGAUUCAGCAAGACUUCCUGGAUACUUUUCACAAUCUUACCCUUAAGUUACUUCUGCAGUUUAGCUGGGUGAAUGCCUACUGUCCUCAUGCGAAGUUUAUGAUGUCUGCUGAUGAUGACAUCUUUAUCCACAUGCCAAACCUUGUGGCUUAUCUUCAAAGUCUUGCCCAAAUGGGAGUUCAAGAUCUCUGGAUUGGCCGUGUCCAUCGUGGCUCCCCUCCCGUGCGAGAUAAGUCAAGCAAAUACUAUGUCCCAUAUGAAAUGUACCAGUGGCCUUCUUAUCCUGACUACACAGCCGGGGCUGCUUAUGUAAUAUCAAGCGAUGUAGCAGCUAAAGUAUAUGAGGCUUCACAGACUCUUAAUACAAGUCUCUAUAUAGAUGAUGUUUUCAUGGGUCUCUGUGCCAAUAAAAUGAGAAUUGUACCACAAUAUCAUGUAUUUUUUUCCGGGGAAGGGAAGGCCCCAUAUCAUCCUUGUAUUUACAACAAAAUGAUGACCUCUCACGGACAUGUAGAAGACCUUCAUCACCUGUGGAAGCAGGCAACGGACCCCGAAGUCAAAAACGUUACCUCUGGGUUUCUUAGUAGAAUGUACUGCAAACUUGUUAACAUCUGGCUGCUUUGCAGGAUACACUAUCAGAACACAUAUCCUUGCUCUGCUGCAUUUUCCUAAUACUUGAAUAUCUGCAUACAUGUUUACUGAGCCAAAAUGGAACUGCAACUCAUAACUGUUAUCUAAAAUAUAUGUAAACAUGAAAAAGAGGUAACGUUUAAAAUGUGAAUAGCUUUUUGGGGCAGUGGGAGGAGAGGAAUCCUAAUCUAUGUUGUUCAGGAACUUUACCAGAAUAGCCCUUUUACUGUAUUAAACUUUCUAUAUGUCCACAUUGGUUUUCCAUCCUUUCCCUCUAGGAAUUUGUCUUGCAUAGAAGUCAGUUCAUGCAUUCAUUUAAUAAUCUUUUUAGAUGUGACAAUGUCCUAUGAAAAGUAAGUGAACUUGGUGAGUCCAGCAUCGAGAAGCCUUGUUAACUGCGUUCAUUCUUACGUUUCGAAUGCCAGAGUGUAAACGGGCACAGCACUACAAGGAAAUGAAAUGGCAUGUCGUUGGUGCACCUGUUGAACAAUUUUUGACUAUGAUGUAACACUUUCCAAAAGAGGAAGUUAAACUCUUAGCUUUAUGAAAGCAGGAUGUAGUGGCACCUUUUAAAAGUUUUGAGUAAAGAAAGUUGCAUGUGUUUACUUUAAAAAAAGAAAUGCUAAACGGCAAAGUAAAACACUUCUAAAAUCGACAUGAUCUUCAGAGUGGUGGUGGAGGUUAAAACUUGUUAACGUACUGUUUCUUAAACCCUGUGAGGAGACGGGGUGGUGGAGAGGGGGAAAUGGCAUUCAGAUUGUCCGAAAUAGCUCCAUCAAGUGUUGUGAGGUCUGUUUUUUUUGUUUUUUUUAGAUUGGGAAUGAACUUAUGGGAGGAUGAAUUAAUGGCUUCUCAAUGUUAACUUAGGAAAUACCUGUUUCAACAACAAUUCUUUUUUUUUUUUUUUAGGUGCUGUUUUUAUUUAUUUAUUUAUUUAUUUUCUCAGUGGUAUACAUACACUCUCUAAUCUAACUCUCUGAAAGUACACUUGAGAUGGGGUCUGGCCUUCCAGUGGCAAAAAUGCUUGCCUCCUCUCCAGGUGGUCUGUUCUUCUUGGGGGGUUUUUUUUGUUUUGUUUUUUUGUUGUUGUAAAAAAACCAAACAAACAUGAAAAUUUAACCCCCCCCAUAUAAAUAGCUGAAGUUAUUACUGUUACUGGGGGACCUCUCCUAAGAGGCCAAAUUCGAUGCCCAAGCACUAACAAAUCAGGACGCAUGAGAAGCUGAAAAUGAGGUUAGACUGUAUAAAGAGGGAUAUGGUGGAAAAAUAUCGAUAGAGAUUCUUGAAGACCUUAAGGUGUAGAAUUGAAAGAGUAGGAAAAGCACUAAGUGGCUUUCUCCAAAGCUAAAUGGUUUCAAGAACAGAUCGCAGUUUUGUGAAGUAGGGAGUGUCAACAAAACCUGUAACCUCAAUACCAUUUUGGAUGUUGCUGUUGCUUCUCUUGCAUGAUGAACAACAGGACUAAUCCAUAAAGCACGGUUUGGGGAGGAAGAAUGGACAAUCUUCCUGGUUAUUAGUUUUGAGUUCACUGUUUUAAUAGUCUCUGCAAAUCGGUGUUGUCAUAGUUAGCAAUUCUAAUUGCUUUUUGUGUGGAUGCAAACAGUAUUGAACUGUAUUUGGUUUUGACAGUGGUAUGAGCUCUUAUGUAGAUUGGAUCAAAACCAAAUAUCACUUUAAAAGGCUUGAAAUAUAAAUCCUUAUUCAGCAGCAGCAAUGCAAGCAAGGGAUAGGAAAUUAUCUCUCUUGCUUAAUAGCAUUUGGGCUGUUGUACAGUUAGUGUUCUGGCUUCAGGAGCUUUAUGCCCUUUCCUGGGAGCAUGUCUAUUCCCUAGCCACGCUUCCCUCCAUUCAGGCAAAGCUAGAAAGUAGAGGCGCUAAAGACAUGAACCACGAUGUUGCCUAACUUCACUCAAGUAGGUCUAGAUUGAAGUUCAUGGUUUAGCUGCUGCAACCUCCCUCCCUCCCAGAAGGGCAACAAUGGUAGGCAUUUAUAGAGAGGCAAGUGUAGGCAAGGGACAAGAGUUAGCUUCUAUCAGUUAGUUACUGGAACACCAUUCAUAUUGGACUCCUUGCAGAUUGUUUCCCUACUCUUCCCAUAAGGAUAAAAGCCUGAUGAUAAUCUACUAGAGUGGAGGAAAACUAAAGGCAGUGGAUUGUCUUGACAAACUGAACAGGGAAAACCUUUUCAGUUUAACCCUAGCCAAACCCUAGUGUUGGGUCCAUGGAGAGCGUACAGAGGGAGGCUUGGUGAUUUAUCAGCACUGUCUGGGAAAAAUACAGAAAUUCCUUUCAUCUCAUUCUGCUGGCUAAUGGUCCAUAACUUGGUAUCUUCAAAUCUUGCAAUGCAAUAGUCCAGUUCAUCUAUGGUUUUUCUCAUUAAGAGGUUUGUUGUUGUGUGUUCUUUACUGCACUGAUUAGCUUCCAUUAAAGGAAACUGGUGAUGUCAAAAAGUUACAAGUUUUUAGAUCUAGAUUUCUGCAAGAGAUAUCGAUAAAUGUCACUGGGAGCAAAUUCACUCUAGAACACCCAGCUGGUGUAAAAUAGUAAGAAGAACAGUAUUCUUUUUGGAUGCAAGCCUCAACCUUGUAAAGGCUUUACCCUCAUUCCCAAAUAAAAUUAAAGCAUGCAUAAGUGUCUGUAGUAUUAGGGCUCAAUUUGACACCUGUAACUUGUAACUUUAAUUUUGACAUUUUUACCCAUGGCGAAACUAAGCUGGUUUUGAACAUUUUGAAAUGCAUUUGUUUUACAUGUGUUUAGCUUUAAAAUGACAGUGAUGUUUAUAGUAUACUUUGUUGCAGUGCAAAGGGAGAAAAUGGCUUUAUAAAUUUUUUUGAAGGAAGAUAUGAAGGUACUCCUUCCAGAAAAUGGAGAAGCUAGGUCAUUCUAACUUCUGGUUCUAAACAUGUUCACCUUGAUUUGGAUGCUCUGUUUUGAGAGGCUUGUCUGCUCCAAUGCAGGGCUGGGAUGUUUUACUUGACAGUAAAAUUGCAUCAGCCUGAAUGGUCGCUUGCCAAUUAAGUUUUGACAUUUGCACAAAAUGUUUAAUGCUGAAAUUUAGGUUUUAUCUGUUUGUUGGUUUGCAUCCAUUUUUCUUUAUUAUUAAUUUUUAUACAAAAGCAUAAAUAUUUAUUCUUGAAUUUUUUUUGGUUUGUACUAUAAGACAGUUGUUUUUUGUAAAUGGUUUCUGUUUUGAAUAAACAGACUUGUGUGUGGUUUUUUUAAAA